AUGAAAUUAAUAGUAAGUCUAGGAAUAAUAUAUAUAAAUUUAUAUUAUACAUCUGAUUUGGAAGACUAAAUUGAUGAUGAAAAAGAUGUGAGAAAUCAUUUAGUUAAUAAUGAUUCGGAUAUCAAAGAUGAACUAGAAAAGAAGGAGUAUUUCAAAGAAGUUGUCGUAGCUAGAUUAAAUGAUGUAUAGACAUAAAUUAAAUUUAAAAAGAAAUUGAUGUGAUUGGAGAAACCUAUAUUGAUAUUUA
Messenger RNA from Paramecium octaurelia, 247 nucleotides. NCBI's taxonomy places the organism in Eukaryota, Ciliophora, Oligohymenophorea, Peniculida, Parameciidae. The record is from the annotation of a GenBank genome assembly.